This is a messenger RNA of Cheilinus undulatus (humphead wrasse), 576 nucleotides long. Its product is annotated as glucagon-1-like. Bases 1 to 540 code for a protein of 179 amino acids. The record is from RefSeq and is a predicted model, not a curated record. Gene Ontology annotation, molecular function: hormone activity; glucagon receptor binding. Gene Ontology annotation, cellular component: extracellular region. NCBI's taxonomy places the organism in Eukaryota, Metazoa, Chordata, Actinopteri, Labriformes, Labridae. The transcript is spliced from 5 exons. Gene Ontology annotation, biological process: response to starvation.
AUGAAAAGCAUCCACUCUCUGGCUGGUAUCCUCCUGGUCCUCUGCUUCGUCAAGAGCAGCUGGCAGGUUCCUCUGCAGGAGGCUGAAGACAGCUCAAGUUUUGAAGCAGAGGACACGUUAGUGGAAGGGCCGAGGGAGCUGUCGAACAUGAAGAGACACUCGGAGGGAACCUUCUCCAACGACUACAGCAAAUACCUGGAGGACAGGAGGGCGCAGGACUUUGUCCGAUGGCUGAUGAGCAACAAGAGGAGCGGUGCUGCAGAAAAGCGCCACGCAGACGGGACUUUCACCAGCGACGUCAGCUCCUACCUCAAGGACCAGGCCAUCAAAGACUUUGUGGCCAGGCUCAAGUCUGGACAAGUCAGAAGAGAAUUUGAAAAGGAGAGGAGGGGGGAGGCGCUCAGCAGGAGGCACGUAGAUGGAAGCUUCACCAGCGACGUGAACAAGGUGCUGGACUCCAUGGCCGCUAAGGAAUAUCUACUUUGGGUCAUGACGUCCAAACCUUCAGGGGAGAGUAAGAAAAGACAAGCGGACCAGUGAGACGCUCUGCAACCACUCCCUCUGACUGCUGCACAC